Messenger RNA from Paramecium tetraurelia, 1422 nucleotides. RefSeq lists its product as uncharacterized. The record is from RefSeq and is a predicted model, not a curated record. Gene Ontology annotation, molecular function: protein serine/threonine kinase activity; ATP binding. The transcript is spliced from 3 exons. Gene Ontology annotation, cellular component: nucleus; cytoplasm. Gene Ontology annotation, biological process: mitotic DNA damage checkpoint signaling; protein phosphorylation. NCBI's taxonomy places the organism in Eukaryota, Ciliophora, Oligohymenophorea, Peniculida, Parameciidae.
AUGAAUAUAAAGAGAUAAGUGCCCUCAACUUCUUUCUUCGAUAUUUCAAAAGGCCCUUUGUGGUAAAACACUACUGCCUCACGCAAUAUCAAUGAGUCUAUCUAAGAGAAUUUUUACAUAUAUUCUGAAAAGCAAAAAAUCUAUAAAAUAAAGACAUUUUACUUGUAAGGUCAUUUCAUUUUCAAAAGAAAAAAGAAUGGUCAAAAUCAAAUUGCUGAUAUCCUCAAUGCUACUAUUUGUGAAGUUGAGCUUCCCUUUUAUGGUGCCGGAAUAAGAAUUAUUAAAGCAGGUCAAAUUAUCGAAAUAUAUGGCAUGACAAUAACUUGGCUUCAACAAUUGAGGUUUUAUUGUAUUCAGUAAGACUUUGCAAACAAAUACUCCAUCAUCAGAUUACUUGGCAAAGGCACAUUUGGAAAAGUGUUCAAAAUAAAAUCUAGAAUUACACAAUAAGACUUUGCUGUCAAAGUAUUUGAGAAAAAGGCCAUUUCCAAUUAUUAAGAUUAUCUAUUAAUAACAAAGGAGCUUCAAAUAAUUAGAAGUCUAAAUCAUCCAGGAAUCACCAAAUUUUUUGAAACCUAUGAAAAUGAUGAACAUAUUUUUUUAAUAUAUGAAAUGGUGGAACAAGGAGAAUUAUACACCUUCAUUAAAGAAAAGCAUCUUUCAGAAGAGGAAGCUUUGUUGAUUCUCAAACAAUUAUUAUAGGCCCUCCUUUAUAUUCACUCCAAAGGAAUUUUACAUAGAGACUUAAAGCCUUCCAACCUUCUGGUAAGGGAUAGAAACACUUUAUCAAUAGCAAUUGCAGAUUUUGGGUUGGCCGAAUUCUAUAGAGUCGAUGGAAAAUAUAUUUUUACAAGAUGUGGGACUCCUGGAUAUGUUGCUCCAGAGGUAUUACAGGACAAAAUUUACGAUUAUAAAAUAGAUAUUUAUAGCGCAGGUGUCAUUCUUUUUAUGAUGCUGAGUGGUGGUAAAUCUCCUUUCAAUAGCACUGAUCCAGAGGAGAGAUUGUACCAAAAUUAUAAAAGUCUUGUAGAUUACUCUUUGGUUUCAAAUAUCUCUGAAGCAACUUAUAAUCUACUACAAAGCAUGCUUGAACCUGAUAAUAUCAAAAGGAUAUCAGCAAGAGCUGCUUUAAAUCAUUAGGUUUUUCGAAACAAAAGAACCAGUAAGUGCACUAUUAUGAUCAAGAAAACUCCAAGAAGCAUUGAUAAAAUUACAGCUCCAAGAGUCAUAAUAAAUACAAAUAAUAAUUUAGAUAAAUAUUUAUAAUUAUCCCCGAAAUUAUAAAAUUUAUCAUCGAAACCUUAAAAUAAUAUGAAAUAGGAGGCUAUAAGAAGGGGAUAUUAAAAAAUGCAAACAUUUUCACAUAGAUCUCCCCAACUAUCGCCAUUGCAAUCUUAAACCAAAUUCGAACCAUUCCCAUGA